AUGGCUGCAUGUCAGGCAGAAGCUGAUAGAAAUCCAACCUUGAAUGAUGAUGAUGAUGACGACAAUGAUGAUGUAAGAAGCCUUUAUUCACAGUUAAUAGUUCUAUUCAUACAUAUGCAUAUCCAGUCAUAUUGAAGGCAAACCUGUACUGGACAUUGGGCAAGCCAAACAAAUAUUUGAUGUGAUUUAUGAGAUUCACUUAUGUGCCUGCAAUGCAAGCUUGAUUUUUAUUUACAUCACAAUUAUACCAACCUAGAGUACCAGCUUACCAGCCUACCACCAAGCACCAUAACCACUAAGCACCAUGACCCCCAGAAUGUAAGUUGCAAACAAUAUAUAUAUAUGUAUAUGAGUGAUUGUUAAUAUGACUAUAGUUCCAAAGCCUACUACAAUAACUGGAAAUUGUACCAUCAUCAUUACUGACACUAGAAGUGUCCACUGAAAGAACAUUCCACAUAAUUGAGCAUCAGAAUGACCCCUCCUAAUAUAUCCAAGUAACCAUGGUAGAUAACAGUUUGCUUUAAUAUUUAAUAUACAUUUCUUCAUUUUUCAGGACCAAGUACAUCCAGAUAAUGUCACAGUUUGUUUCUCAGUGGAAGAGUUGGAGUCUUUUGAAGAAAGGCAAAAUGAAUCUUGCAGGGAUGCACUGGCAAAAAGUCACCAGACCCCCACCUUAGUGGGUAGGCCGAGAAUUUCUUAACACUAAGGUGUGAGUGAUUGGUGCAAUGUUUUCAUUCCAUUUAACUCUAUCAUGUUUUAUUAAUAUUUAAUUACAAGCAUUGACUUGAAUCAUUUUACUUGGUUGUAAACUAAGGUUAAUAAACAUUUUAAGUGGGGAGUUGGGCCACCCUUAUGACUGGCUUGUAAUGAGGACAUACAUAUUUUAAUAAAAGGGGAAUUGACUUGUUCCUAAAUGAUCCGAGUGUAGAGCUUAGUCAACAUUGAGCACUUGUAAUUUAAUGUUAAACUUGUUUAUUGCAUAUGGCAGUUGAAUUGGAAAGAGGGCAUGCCAUAAAAAGGCAUUUCGUAGGGAAUGAACAAUUAUUUUUGUUGAUAUAAAUAUAUGAGAUUAUUCACUAAAUACCAGUUGUAACAUUUAAGCAACAAUGGAGAGCAAAAAAUGUGUCGCAAGAGUAUUUUAAGGACGGACAGCAGCUAAAAUAGCCUGCCCUUCGGUGGGUCCCCGCUCAGAACUCAAGCUGGUUUUAGCUCAACUUGUGCUGUUACAGAGAGAACAUAUCUGAAGCAUAUCAGACUGGUCCCACCCAUACGGGCAGUCCAGAUCCGAAAUGCCAGCAAUUUCUCUCUGCACGAGAGAUACAGCAACCCCAGACGAUCGUUUCAGCCUUGUUAGGCAUCGUCAGUGAGGCAUAGCUGAUAUCUCUCUAGGCACCGUGAGCAAGGGGUCCACAUCUGGAUUACCCUUUAAACUAAUGAAGAGCCAUGUGCAUGGUUCAGGUAUGGUGUAAAUUUUGAGCAUGAAUCAAGCUGUGCAGAACUCUUCAGAUGACUUGUCCUGAAGAUAGUAUAGUAUCCCUUUAGAGGAACACUUUAGUGUUUGGAAUACAAAGCUGUAUUCCUAACACUAAGGCCUCCCUCUGACCUUGUACUCAUCCACAUCCCAGCCCCAUGCACAGCUGUCACCUAACUUUAUGUGAGAUUCACAAAAGUGAAAAUUUAAAGUAAAUGUCAAAUUUAAGGUCAAAAUAACUGAAUUGGAAAACAUUCUCUAAGUCAGCUUUGCUUUAAGUUUGGGUUCUUUGAUCUCUGACACUUUGAAUUGACUUUAAAUUCUCACUUUAGUAAGUAAGCCUGUGUUUGUGGUCUAUUACUUGUAACUUACUCCGAAUUGCGAGUAUAAGCACUCUAGGUUGUGCACUGAACCUACUAUAAAACAAGUGCAUUUUUUAUGUAAAGUUAAUGUGAAUUUUUUUAAUGUAGUUUCAGCACAAUCAUUUAAAAUCAUUUUGAUGUUGCAGCCAUUUGGAAUGUAGAAGUUUUAUUUUUGAGUGGCCUUUCAGGCAAGUGUUAGCUGCAAAGCAAUUCGUAUGCUCAAUAGUGGACCAUGUGCACGGUUCAGGUAUGGUGUAAAUUUUGAGCAUGAAUCAAGCUGUGCAGAACUCUUCAGAUGACUUGUUCUGAAGAUAGUAUAGUAUCCCUUUAGAGGAACACUUUAGUGUUUGGAAUACAAAGCUGUAUUCCUAACACUAAGGCCUCCCUCUGACCCUGCGCCCCCAGCCCCUGUUUAGUCCAUGAAUGGGUUAAAAAAAAAAAACUUUCAGUCACUUACCUGAUUUAAGAGCCAAUGUCCCUCGGCACUGGGUUGCACUCCUCCUCCACCGACAUCAGCUGAUAGGGGUGACCUAAUUGCACAUGCGUUGAAAGAGCAGCGUGCAUGUGCUUGAUGCUGGAUAUCCUUUUGCAAAGUUUAAGGAUGUUCAGCGUUGUUUCACGGAGUCAAACUGGUAGGCAACCACUAGAGGCAGUCUUAGCACUGCAAUGUAAACAUUGUAGUUUCCCUAAAAUGGAAUGAUUUACAAUGCAGGGCUAAGAGGGAUAUGGACACUGCACCAAGAUCACUUCAGUUUGAUGAAGUGGUCUCAGUACCUAUAAUGUCCCUUUAAUUAUGUUUGCUAAGGUUAUUGAUGAUGUCUUAACAAUUCUAUUUUUAAUUACAGGUUAUAUAUAUGCGAAACCUGAGAUUGUGUCACGUAUUCAUCGAGGAGAAGAAUUAUGUGUUAAAACCAAUUUGUAUUCACAAAACCAGAAAUGUGAAACAAAUCCCUCCACGAGUGAGUACUUCUUUUUCCAAUUUGAAAGAACUAAAAUUUGCUCUUACUUCAAAAUGGAGUGAGGAGCCAUCCCUGCUUUUAUUAAAUUCAAAGAAUAUCAAGUGGUUGAAAUUAAUAUCUGUGCCUGAUAAAAUGAGGACUUCAAUAUUGAGGUUUGUUGUGCUUCUACGAAAAGAUUGUAUGGCUGUUUUAUUAUUUUCUAGCAAAUGGGCUGCAGGCUAACCAUUUUUGUGCUGCACAUACUUGGCCUGAGAUUGGGAAGAGUUUGUGUGGCAUGCACAGCCUAAUCACCAAAUGUUUGAGACUGGUAUAAACAAAUCCUUCAAAGUAGGAAUGUCUUAAAAAUUAGAAAUGUUAAGAGUUUAUUUUCAGCAAUUAAUAAUGCAAAGCGAGUGAACAGGAUAAAAAUCUAAAUCAAAUCAAUAUUUGGUGUGACUAUCCUUUGAAAAGAGCAUCAAUUCUUCUAUCACACAGUUUUUCAAAGAACUCUGGAGAUAGAUUGUUCCAAACAAAUUGAUGAUAAUUACCGACAUAAUUGAUGAUUAUUAUUAUGUUAUUAUUUAUAUAGCGCCAACAAAUUCCACAGCCUUGGUGGAUGAACAAACAUGUAGUUGUAACCAGGCAAGUUGGACACAGGAACAGAUGGGAUGAGGACCCUGCUCAAUGAGCUUACAUGCUAGAGGGAGUGGGGUAAAGUGACACAAAAGGUAAGGAUAGUAUUAGACUAAUGACAGUUGCAAGAGAGGAAUCAGUCGGGAGCUAUUAACAGUUUAAUUGAUAUGCUUUUAUGAAGAAAUGGGUUUUUAAUGAUUUUUUGAAGGAGUGGAGACUGGGUGAGCAUCUAACGGAGGAGGGAAGUGAGUUCCACAGGAACGGUGCAGCACUCGAGAAGUCUUGAGCAUCAGAGGUGGGAGUACGGACAGAAGAUAGAUGUAAGUCUUCAGCAGAGCGUAAGGGCCUAGAUGGGAAUACUUGUGUAUUAGGGAGGAUAGAUAGGUGGGAGCAGCAUUAUGAAGAGAUUUGAAAGCAAGAACCAGAAGUUUAAAUUGAGCCCUAUAUCUUACAGGAAGCCAAUGUAGGGAAUGACAGAAGGGUGAGGCGUGGGAGGAGCGGGCGGACAGCAAGAUGAGUCUCGCUGCUGCAUUCAUUAUUGACUGUAACAGCACAAGUUGGGAGCACGUAAGACCACUGAGAAGCAGAUUACAGUAGUCAAGGCGAGAAAGGACAGUGGAAUGGACCAGCACCUUAGUCGCAUCUGGCGUUAAGUAGGUUCGGAUGUGCGCAAUGUUUUUGAGAUGGAAGCAGCAGGGUUUGGUGAUAGACUGACUCUGACCUCUCCUUUACGCCUCAUGUUCAAAGAGAACACCUAGGCAGCAAGCCUGUGUGGUGGAGCUGAUGGUAGCACUGACUUAGAGGGAGGGAGACACAGGUGUAGCAACAUUUGAGGGAGGAAAGACCAGAAUUUCAGUUUUCGUCAAGUUGAGUUUAAGGAAGUGGGCAGCCAUCCAGUUAGAAAUAGCAGAGAGGCAGUCAGAGACACUAGUCAAGAGGGACGGAGAGAGAUCAGGAGAGGACAGAUAGAUUUGUGUGUCAUCCGCAUAGAAAUGAUAUUGGAAGCCAAAUGAGUUUACCAAGGGAAGCAUUAUAGAUGGAUAACAGUAGAGGAACAAGGACUGAACCUUGUGGGACACCAACAGAGGGAAGGUGGGGAGAAGAAGCAGAGCCAGAGAAAUUAACACUGAAAGAGCGCUACAAUAGGUAGGAGGAGCACCAGGAGAGAGCAAUAUCUUGUAGACCGAUAUUGCGGAGGAUGAGAAGAAGCUGUUGAUGAUCAACAGUGUCAAAAGCCGCAGAAAGGUCAAGGAAAAUUAGGAUAGAGUAGUGACCACAAGAUUUAGCAGCGAGUAGAUCAUUGGAUACUUUGGUCAGUGCUGUGUCCACAGAGUGCUUAGCGCGGAAACCAGACUUAAGCUUGUUUGUAAAUCUCGCAUACACAACUCUUUCAAGGAUCUUGGAUGCAAAAGGCAGUGGCGAGAUAGGACGGUAGUUGGAUAGGGAGUUAGGGUCAAGGUUGAGCUUCUUUAGAAUUGGGGUUAUAGUUGCAUGUUUGAAGGGUGAUGCAAAUAUGCCAUAGGAGAGAGAGAGAUUGAGAAUUUUAGUGAGAGGUAGAGAAAGAGAAGACAGAGUACGGAUGCGAUGCAAGGGAAUUGGAUCUAGGGAGCAGGUGGUGGGGCAGGAGUUCUGGAGCUGAGCAGAAACCUCUUCCACUGUAGUGGGUGCGAAUGAACAUAGAACAGCAGAGGGAGUGAGGUUAGGGGAAGUAUUGUAAGGGGAAGAAGAAAGAUGAGAGAUCUCUUCCCUGAUUGUAAAAAUCUUGUCAGUGAAGUCAGUUGCAAAGUCUGAGGCGGUCAAGUUAGUAGGUGGAGGAGGAACAAUAGGGCGAAGAAGAGAGUUAAAUGUGUGAAAUAGUCGUUUGGGUUUGCAGGAGAGUGUGGUUAUGAGGGUAUUGAAGUAAUUUACUUUUGCAGAGAAAAGAGCCAAGCUGUAUAAGCGCAGCAUAAAUUUAUAGUGGAGAAAGUCCAGUGAGAUUUUCUCCAACAGCGUUCAGCAGUUCUGGAGCAUUUUGAAGUUAUCGAGUCACCUUGGUGUGCCAAGGUUGUUGGGGGCGCUUGCUGCAUUUAAUUGUAGGAGAUGCCAUGAUGUCUAGUUGAGAGGAGAGGGUGGAAUUGUAGAAGGAGGUUGCAAAGCUAGGACAGGUGAGGUUUGAGAUGGGUAAAAGGAGUUUGGAGAUUAGUGGAGAAAUGCUCUAGGUCAAGACAUUGGAGGUUUCUGUGAGAUUGAUGUGCCGAUGGUGGUGUCAAUUUCUUCUUGGGUAUGCCGAUGUAAAAAGUCAGCAGAGGGUGGUCCGAUAGAGGAAAAGGAAUAUUGGAGAGAUUAGAGGCGGUACAGAGAUUGGUGAAGGCAAGAUCAAGAGUGUUUCCCGCUGUAUGGGUUGCUAAAUUGGACCAUUGCGUAAGGCCAAAGGAGGAGGUUACAGAGAGCAGACGAGAGGCAUCAGUGCAGUUGGGGUUGUUGAUUGGGAUAUUGAAAUCCCCAAGUAUAAGGGAAGGAGUGCUAUAUGAGAGGAAGUGGGGAAGCCAGGAAGAAAAUAAUAUGUUGACACUUUAUAAAUGCCAGUAAUAAUAAUAAUAAUAAUAAUCAUGCACAUAUAUCAGUAUAUCUAGAAGAAUUUUGAAGGCAAAUGGUGGUCACACCAAAUAUAGAUUUAAAUUAGAUUUUUAUUCAGUUCACUCACUUUGUAUUUUGUUCAUUGAUUUUUUUUUAAAUAAUUUGUGUUUUUGUAAGCUUUCUUUCUUUACUAUAUUUUUUAACACAUGCCUAAAACUCUUGCACCAUAGUGUAUACAUCAAGGUUUAUGUGUUUGAUGCAUACUUGUAUGUGUAUUAUCUUUCACUAGCCCUUCAUCUGGCAUUUGAGUAACUGGAGCAGGGCAGAAUUAAUCAUGGCAGUCACCAUAUGCAGCUUCUGCCUAGGAGUGUGACUCUCAUCAAUCUUAGCCAGCUUGGCUUAUGUAUACCCUGGUGCUGCACUAAGUUUUAAUGACCCCUUAAUUAUUUGUGUCACACUGUGCAUUACAGUUUUUGGCUGCAUUGUGUGCCAUCGCCUGCUGUGCAAUGUGGGUUUUGAACAGAUGGCCUGCUGAUCUGCUGCCCAGUUAAGUAAUAGACAGAUCAUGUAAUACACAUGUUAUAAUAAACAUAUCAUGAUAAAUGAUGGAAAGCAAAACAUUGACUGAUUGUACAAUAAUAUUAAGAAAGACUUUGUUUAAAAUCACUUGCAUUAACCUGUUUCCUUUAGUCUAUAGCACCAAUUGUGGAUGACAAGUUCAUUUUCAGCACAGUAAAUAUCAUUGCUGUGGCCUAUGUCUCUUACAACAUCUUUAAUUUACUUAUUUCCAUAGGUGGAUAUAAAUUCAGCAAAGCUGAAGAAGAAUGUUCCAAAGACAGUGGGAAAUUGCAAAGGACUUAUACCAAAGGAAAACCAGUAUUGAAAACCAAAGGUAUACAAGAGGACUCAUUACACAUUCUCUCUCUUGAAACUGCACUGAGCAAAGAAGAAAGUUUUUCUAAAACUCAGACACAAGUAAAUAAACAGUGUGUAUCUACCUUAGCAGAAAAACACAUUGAAGGAAAUAUAAAACAUAUAAAGGCACAAGUAAAGCAUAAUAAAUUUAAUGAACAAGGCAAUGAAAAAACAACUAGCAUUAUUCCAAAGACAUAUAUAAGAAGGAAAUGUUGUAUGAGUGAAGGCGUAGGAAAUAUAACUUGCACUUUAACUAACAGUAAAACAAAAGCUAAAACUGUUAAACCAGCAAAAUCAUACAUGUGUGCUGUGUGCGGGAAAAGUUUCACACAAAACGCAAGCCUUGUUAUUCAUCAUAGAACACAUACAGGUGAAAGGCCACAUGUGUGCAAGGUAUGCGGUAAGAGUUUUAUUAGCAGUGCAUAUCUUGUCAUGCAUCAAAGAAUACACACUGGAGAACGCCCCUACGUGUGCAAUGAAUGUGGCAAAAGCUUUAUAAACAGUUCGAAUCUUAUCAUACACCGGAGGGUUCAUACAGGAGAACGGCCAUACAUCUGCAAUGAAUGCAGGAAAAGUUUUCGGCACAGCUCUGACCUUGUUAGACACCAAAAAGUACAUACUGGAGAAAGACCUUAUUCAUGCAGUGAAUGUGGAAAGUGCUUUUUUCGUAGUUCCCAUCUGAUCAGACACAAGAGAAUUCAUACAAAAAUUUAGAAAUCUGGCUUUAAUGAAUAUAUUUAUGUACAUAUUACUAUCAAUUGUGUUUGCAGGAAGUAAUGUUUAAGUUGUGCAUUGCCAAAUGUUUAAAUUAUGUCAAAAUUUUCACUUUUCUGAAAAUUCAUCACGUGAUAAAAUACAAUGCAUUUAGUUUUCCCAAAUCUUUCAUAAUGUAGCAUUAAAUUCUUAGGCAUAUAGUACUAAUACUGCACAUGUCCAGUAAACAGGCUUGAUCUUGUUUUUUGUUUUAUCUUCUGCUUUUUCUAGGGCUUGAUUAUCUAUCAAUUCUUUUCAACAGUCUUGUAUGUUACUGUUAAAAAACAUUUUUUACAACAUACCCUGCUAUUUUAACCACUUUUCUGGUUACAUAUGUCUGGC
Messenger RNA from Pelobates cultripes (western spadefoot toad), 7970 nucleotides. The record is from the annotation of a GenBank genome assembly. Lineage: Eukaryota; Metazoa; Chordata; Amphibia; Anura; Pelobatidae.